This is a messenger RNA of Xyrauchen texanus (razorback sucker), 1471 nucleotides long. RefSeq names its product TM2 domain containing 1 (gene tm2d1). The transcript has 7 exons. The record is from RefSeq and is a predicted model, not a curated record. NCBI's taxonomy places the organism in Eukaryota, Metazoa, Chordata, Actinopteri, Cypriniformes, Catostomidae. Bases 7 to 600 code for a protein of 197 amino acids.
UUCAACAUGGCUACACACUGGAGGAGUUUGUUGUACUUUCGGUCAGCAACACAGGCGCUGAUCAUUUGUGCUUUCUGCCUUACUGUCAUCCACAGCCUUGGUAACGAUGUGGACACCUGUGAUAAACUCCGACUGGGACAGUAUCUGUGUAAAGAACCCAAAAUAGAGGAUGCGACUCAAGAGCCAGAGAACUGCAAGGACCGCUUGGCCUCAGUGGAAUGCUUACCUGCUCCAAACGUCAGAUGCCGCUUGUCAAAUGGGACGGUGUUCGAAUUCGGUGGUGAAGAGGUCGGAUUCACCAAAAGCAUCCCAUGUCGCAAUGUGAGUGGUUACUCAUACAAAGUAGCUGUGGCUCUAUCACUCUUCCUGGGAUGGAUUGGGGCAGACCGGUUCUACCUGGGAUACCCAGCUCUGGGCCUGCUGAAAUUCUGCACUGUGGGAUUCUGUGGCAUUGGAAGCUUAGUGGACUUCAUGUUGAUAUCCAUGCAGAUCGUGGGACCGUCAGAUGGGUCGGAUUACAUCGUGGAUUACUACGGGGCACGCCUCACUCAUCUCUCGAUAACAAAUGAGACCUUCAGAAAAACUCAGAUCUCUCCUUGAAUACGCCAGGUGGAUCCAUACAAGAUGACCCAACAAAUGUACAGACACGUUCAUGUAAACCUCGUCUUUUCAUUGGAUUCGUUUUUGCCGUGUCCAAACAUCAAGGCACAUGAACAUGCCAGAUUAUUCUGUGGGAAAGACAAUAGUCUACGUCUGGAGUUUUUUAAUAUGUCUCAUGUAUGUGCUGAGCUAAUGUUGGUCCCACUGCGCCAAGCUCUUUUCGGAAGGUCAAACUUUUUUCCCCCUCACUUCCUCCAUUUUCUCCAUCAGUCCAUCAAUCAUCGGCCUCUUCCUUUGAGUCGGGGCUUUGAAUGCCAUCCAUAUUUUAUUCCUUUUCACUGCCAUCCAUUUUUCAAGCUACAUGUUGUUGGACAUUGUGUGAUGUUUUGAUGUUAUUUAAACACUUUAAAUAAAUUUUUAAUAUUUAACUCGGAUCUAUUCUCUGCUUUGUUAGUAGACAUUAGUGUUGGGAAGUAACUAACUAAAAGUAGUGCCACUACUUACCUAACAUUUUCCUGUAGUGUUAUUAUAGCUCGGCUGUUUUUAAAAUAGUGUAGCUUUUCCAGUAACAAGUUACUUUUCUCUACAUGUAGUGGUGAAGAGAGACAAAACACUGCAUCUCUGGCUUAAGGUUACGUUGUGCACAAGUGAGCAGAGGCAAUAAUCAAAACCCGUCUUAUUCAUUUCAGUGAAUCAGUUUGUGUGGAUUGUAUGUUUUAGGAAAUCGGGCAAGUAAAUGCAUUAGCUAGUUUGUUCAUGAUACCCAAUGCAUUAAGUAAUGUUAACAAACAGAACCCUAUUGUAAAGUGCUUAUUGCUUACUUAAUCCAUUAUUAUUCGUAUCUUUUUACAUGGCACUUACAGAAGUAUUA